CUGGGCAUAACGAAGCGCUAAGCAGCGGCCAUAGCCUCGGCGCAGGACAGCAGCGUCCCCCGCGCGCGGUGCCGAGGCAGCCUCCCGGCCGCCCACGACCCGCUCCCGGCCGCCGAGCAGCUCGCGGGCUGCCCCGACGCCGCCGAGGCGCUCUACCACCAAGCACCCCAAGCCAAGCCGCCGCCGCGAUGCAGAUCUUCGUCAAGACCCUCACGGGCAAGACGAUAACGUUGGACGUCGCGCCGAGCGACACCAUCGACGACGUCAAGCAGAAGAUCCAGGACAAGGAGGGCAUCCCGCCCGACCAGCAGCGCCUGAUUUUUGCCGGGAAACAAUUGGAGGAUGGUAGAACAUUAUCCGACUACAACAUCCAGAAGGAGUCGACCUUACAUUUAGUACUGCGACUGAGGGGCGGCAUGGAGGACGACGAGGAGGGCUCCGACGAGGGGAGCGAGUCCGAGUCGGAAAGUGAAGAAGAAGAAGAUACUGGGUUAACGGAGAACCAGAACCGGUUACUGUAUCUCGUCUCAUUAUAUACGCAUAAAGCGGAAAGUCACGACGACAAGGACGAGUGGAUCCGCAAGCCGGCGCUCUUAGUCCUAAUCUACGAGGGCGUGGUAGCUAAUGUCCUGGACUACGACUACGCGCCCGCUUCCGAGCUUAUUGAAAAUAGGAGGAUCUACCUGAACAUCAGCCAGGAGGGCAAGUCGGAUGUGGAGUUUUUGCGCGAGGAGGAGCUGCUGAACGGGCUCCAGAUCGCGACCAAAGGCGCCGACUCGGCGUCUUCAUUGAAGUUGAACUUUUUGUCGAAGCGUCGACGGCGUCAACGAGACGUUCCGUCACCGUGACGCCGUCUUCAUGAUCAUCAGAGCGUCUCGCGAGGAACCUCGGUGUCGCGACUCGGUCCGAACUCGCCCAACAUCAGAAAAUAAAGUACCCAUGGCCUCCUGAGACGGAGGCGCGUCGCCUCGAUGGCGUGAGAGCGCCGCGAAACCCCCGCGACACGCGAAACCGCCGCGCAGGCUUCAAGCCCAUGACCUGCUACCAGAUCUCCGAGAAAGGUUUAGAAUUGGUCAAGCGCAUCAGUCAGAAGGAGAAGGAGGCGACGCACGAGUUCGUCUACGCCAAGGGGACGAGGGAGCUGUUGUCGGCCGAGUGGGACGGUGCUUCGUAUUACCUUACGAGUGCGUCGGGCUACCGUCGCGAAUCUACUAUUACCUCGACCGAGGAUGUGUCGUAUGUCUCCUCAGCUUACGUGCCCCAGUGUCUGAGGUAUGGUGGGAGACCUACUCUGUCGAACGCGCACCGAGCCCACGAGUCAGCAGUAAAUACCGAUAGCAUCCGAGAUGAGUUAGAUGAGGUCAUCACCCUGAAUUCAGUAUCUAUAAUAGUGGCCGAGUACAUUCCCUUUGGUGCUAAUCAAAUCGUGCAGUUGAAUAGCAAUGUUGGGAGUACGGAACGCGUGCAGGGCGGCUUCAUCUCGCCGGCCGUCGACGAAGACUCGAGUGGCACGUCCAUGGAGAUGUCGCCGGAGAUGACUGCUGUUGAUAUAUUAGAUUACACGCUCACAAAUCACAUCAACUUCGAGGCCGAGAUCCGCUUCGCGGAGGAUAGUGGGGUGGUGCAAGUGGAGACCUUCGGCGUGUCGCUCAACGCGGAAGGUACCUGCUUCUACGGCAUGCAGGUGGAAGCGGUGAUGGAUCGUAUCAAGGACAACAUAUCGUUAGAUCAUCUCGCGCGGUUGUUGGUAGAUGUCCAGCAAGAUUCUUCCUCAAUCGUCGACUCGAUCAUCUCGCAGUACCAGCGCGACUUACUCGACUUGAUAUUCUUGGGCGACGCCCCCAACAGAAACAAGGUCAACUUAAUAAUAGCCAAUGAAAUAACACCUCAUCUGACGGCCGAGGAGUACAUGGACAAGGGCGAGUACGAGAACGAGCUGAAGCAGGUCAUCGGGGACACCAAAGCAGCGUAUGACAUCAGCGAACACGACACUUUAGUUUUUGGUUCCUAUGGCUUACUCGUGGCGGGUCCGAAUUCCCGCCAUCAUGAGCCCUUAUUAUGCGCUUAUUUGCAAUUCAUCACGAUCGACAUCUUCAUGCAGAACUACUUCGCGCGGCUCUGGAUUUUGAGCGAUGACAUGCAGAAAACAAAUUUGAUCAUCGAGGGCUCGAACAAGGACCCGACGGCGCGCUCGCGGCGUCCCGCCUCGCGGAUACGACUCGUAUCUCACACACGAUGCCGGGGGUCGUUUCUUUUUGGAUUUCGAGGCCGUUCGGACCGAGUCGAGGGACCACGAUGCUCCGCGCAUGACGUGGUCGCGGCGAUGGCGUCGAUGCGGUCGCCUGAGAGUCUAGACGCGUCCUCGUGAGCGAGCGGGUUUCGUGACGGCGUCGUUCCCGCGCAGGCCCUCGACCGCAUCCGCUACCGCAUCUGCAAGAUCGCGGAAGACAUCAUCAAGCUCGAGGAGAUGCUCGGCUAUCUGCUCGAGGCGCUGGACGUGAUUGAGAUCCCGCCGGAGCCGCCGGAGCAGGCCGGCCGUUCAUUGUACGAAAGACUGGAGAUCUCCGGCAUGCGCUCCCAGCUGUUACGACGUACGACGGACCUCAAGAAAAAUGUAGGAGGCGCGUCGCGAUACCUGGAAGUCCUGCGCGAGAUGACGGGCAUCGUCGCCGAAGACCGCGCCUACAACCUGCAAAGGCAGCUCGAAACGCACGCGAAGAAGAACCUGGAAUUGCAAGAAAACAGCAAACAAACGAGAAUUCAACUGACGUUGAUGUUGUUCGUCUUUUCGGCGCUGAUGGCCUGGGGCUUCUUGGACCGCUUAACGGGCAACAGCUGGACGGUCAUGAACACGGAGUGGGCCAACAGUCUGUUGAAUAUUAUUCCCACCGUCCCGUUCGCCUGGUUUGGGGUUAGUCUGGUGGUGUGGGUGCUGAUUGCCUUUAUAUUGUAUCAAUACUCUCAAUAUUUACAGCGAAAGUCGACGGGCGUCACGACCGUGAAAAUUCGUUUUGACAAGAAGGUCUUCGUGGACAAGGUCUACGAGCUCAUCAGUACGAAAGCGCGAACUUAUGAAGAUAGAUCCAUCAGUACACUAGGCUACGAGGUCGCGACGUUCACGUACCCGGAAUACGACUGGGGCCCGAACAACGGCGUACCGCAGAUCGUCUUGGAGUUCGACGUGACGAAUUCGUACUUGUUGACGGCGCAGAUCACCUAUAACAGAAGGGAGGCCAACAACAAGAUUUUAGCCUUCAAUUCGCGCGAUUUACAACAACGACUCAUCGACGAGUUCAAUGACAUGAAAAUAUGGGACGCGGCCGGUCCGUAGCGCCGCGUCGUGACGUGUUUUGGUGCCUUCACGUGGUGGAAACGCUUCGUUUCUGAGAAUGACGGCGAUGGAUGGUUUUUUGAGAGAUUUUGAGCUGUUUUCGGGCGAAACGGGGUCGGUUCCGAGGGCGCCUGAUGAAAUCCCUCGCGGGACGCCGGAGGACGGCCGCCGCGGCGCGGGGCGCCGCGGCGGACGCCGUUGGACGCGUCGCCGGAGUCGCGGCGGUCCCGGACGCCUUUCUGGUGGUUCCGAGCCUCGCGCGGCGUCGAGGCGGCCGCGGCGGGGCCCGGACGCCGUCGCGGCGUCGUGCGUCGCCCGCCACGCCAUCGACGCGACG
This is a messenger RNA of Pelagomonas calceolata, 3668 nucleotides long. The record is from the annotation of a GenBank genome assembly. Lineage: Eukaryota; Pelagophyceae; Pelagomonadales; Pelagomonadaceae.